GCUAUGGAUGUGAGCGACAAUGUAGGUGACCCUCGCACCUGUAGUUGUCUCUUCGCCUGUUCUAGAUUACAUUAUAUGUGACUUUUAUAGCCACUCGGUUCCCAAUUCUUACAAUUUUCUGACUUUGUGCCUAGAUGGUAAUUUGUGUGCUUUGCGUCAGUAUAUGAGUUAGUUCCUUCAAAGAUUAAUAUAUAGAGAAAGUGGAUGAUUUUUUGUACGAUGCCAGAGAUUCCCAUCCACUAAGUUGCAUGAAUAAAUAAUAUUGUAUGUUUAAAUUUUGCAAGCUUGGAAAUUAGGUCGAGAAUGUGGCUGUGAGUGCGAUAGACAAGAACUUUUGCUGGAAGUUGGUGUGUAGAGUCUUGGAAGUGUGGCAGCAGUAUUGUUUCUUUAAUAUGAUGUUAGUGCCCAAGUUGAAAUGUUUAUGGACCUGUCUCUUCAGUUAUGUUAAUGUACUUGAUCAUCAUUCAUUUUUUCGAUCACUGAGCUGUGUGACUUUUUAAGGUUCUAGUAUAACUCGUGCUCUUUUCUAUACUGAUAGGAUCAUUAUUUAGCUUCAUUUGAUUUAGACCCGUCCUCAUUUCCUCCUAGUUCUCCAUUUUAGUAAGAUUAGUGUUUUGUUCUAUGCUUUCUAUUUUCUUGCUAUAAGCUUUUUAACAUUAAUUUACUUGGACCUCAGCUGAGGAGGUUGACCUCUCACAAGAUGUGCAGCAAUGGGAAACUUUAUCUAAAUCUGAAAAGCACUUUAUAAGUCAUGUGCUGGCAUUUUUUGCUGCAUCAGAUGGAAUUGUCUUGGAAAAUUUGGCUGCUAGAUUUCUCAAUGAUGUGCAGAUUCCAGAGGCUCGGGCAUUUUAUGGAUUUCAAAUGGCAAUGGAAAAUAUACAUUCUGAAAUGUACAGCUUACUUCUGGAGACAUACAUCAAGGAUUCAGAAGAGAAGAACAGAUUGUUCAAUGCAAUUGAAGAUAUUCCUUGCGUUGCACAGAAGGCAAAGUGGGCCUUGCAUUGGAUUAAGAGUUCGAGCUCAUUUGCAGAGAGACUUGUUGCUUUUGCAUGCGUUGAAGGAAUUUUCUUUUCCGGGAGCUUUUGUGCGAUAUUUUGGCUUAAGAAGCGGGGAUUGAUGCCAGGCUUGACAUUCUCGAAUGAACUUAUUUCGAGAGACGAGGGACUUCAUUGUGACUUUGCUUGCCUUCUAUACAGUACAUUACGGAAUCAACUGCACUGGCAAAAGGUUCAACUUAUUGUACAUGAAGCUGUUGAAAUUGAGACCCAAUUUGUUUGUGAUGCCCUUCCUUGUGCAUUGAUUGGAAUGAAUUCUGAGCUAAUGAGUCAGUAUAUCAAGUUUGUUGCUGAUCACUUGCUGGUUGCUUUAGGGUGCCCGAGGAAGUAUAAUGUUCAAAACCCCUUUGAUUGGAUGGAAUUUAUAUCUUUACAAGGGAAAUCUAACUUCUUCGAGAGAAGGGUCGGGGAUUAUCAGAAGGCUUCUGUUAUGACAAGCUUGCGAGUCGAUUCAAAGAAUUAUGAGUUCAAAUUGGACGAUGACUUCUAGUCACUUUGAUUGUUUUGCUUCCUAUUAAUAUCAACUCGAUGUGGAAAUUAUCAUAUCAUUCUAUUGUAAAAUUUCGAUUAUUUUUGGAAAAUUGUUAAGCUGUGUACUCUGUUAUUGUCCU
Messenger RNA from Olea europaea var. sylvestris, 1666 nucleotides. Its product is annotated as ribonucleoside-diphosphate reductase small chain A-like. The record is from RefSeq and is a predicted model, not a curated record. Gene Ontology annotation, biological process: deoxyribonucleotide biosynthetic process. Gene Ontology annotation, molecular function: oxidoreductase activity. The transcript has 8 exons. NCBI's taxonomy places the organism in Eukaryota, Viridiplantae, Streptophyta, Magnoliopsida, Lamiales, Oleaceae. Bases 862 to 1545 code for a protein of 227 amino acids.